Messenger RNA from Talaromyces stipitatus ATCC 10500, 1389 nucleotides. RefSeq names its product integral ER membrane protein Scs2, putative. The record is from RefSeq and is a predicted model, not a curated record. Gene Ontology annotation, molecular function: FFAT motif binding. The transcript has 7 exons. The coding region runs from base 195 to 1067 and encodes 290 amino acids. Gene Ontology annotation, cellular component: plasma membrane; endoplasmic reticulum membrane. Gene Ontology annotation, biological process: endoplasmic reticulum membrane organization. NCBI's taxonomy places the organism in Eukaryota, Fungi, Ascomycota, Eurotiomycetes, Eurotiales, Trichocomaceae.
ACGAAUACACACAACGAUACAUCGCCUCUUGCAACCAGCACCUUCUUCUCGCUGCUCCGAAUUCUACACACAUACCUGCCCUGCCAUUAAUUAUUUGCUUGAAUCUUUAUUUGCCGCCGCUCUGAACCCAAACUUCGCAGGCAGCCGUUGUGGUUCUAUCGCUUUCGAUCCCUCCAAUUUUCCAGUUGAACACCAUGUCCGUCGAUCUCGAACCCGGUGAUCUCGGUUUCCGCCGACCCUUCAAUCGCGAGGUUAGCGAGGUGCUACAUAUCCGCAACCCGCAAAGCGAUCCAAUCGCAUUCAAGGUCAAAACAACCGCUCCCAAACACUACUGCGUGCGUCCCAACUCUGGCCGCAUAGAACCCGGGAAACAAGUCGAAGUGCAAGUCUUGCUACAAGCGAUGAAAGAGGACCCUCCUCUUGAUGCGAAGUGCAAAGAUAAAUUCUUGGUUCAGUCGGUUGCUAUUACCGGAGAUUUAGAAUUUGCCAAUGUCACAUCUAUUUUUGAGAAAGCACCCAAGGCAGCAAUCCAAGAACGAAGAAUCAGAGUGGCCUAUCUACCUGCAGAUAUUCCUGACGGAUCGGCCCAAACCGAAGAAGAACCCCCCGCAUACUCCUCGCCAGGUGGCGCAUUCGAAACGCCUGCGCCAACAGCAUCCAGGAAGAUUGACGACUCCACAUCACCUAUCCCAGCACCCAACUUCGAAAAAUCCCCCAAACCAGAAACAACCGAAACAUCAAAGGAAGCAGAUCUAUCUGCCUUUGAAAAUGCGCCAUCUACUGCAGCUGCUGCUACAACCGAAGCAAAACCCGAUUCCAGUGAUAAUAUCAAGGAGCAAUUGUCAGAUGCAUUAGCGCAGAUUCAAAAGUUGAAAGCUCAACUCACCGAACAAGGACAGGGUCUCCGUCAGCGGAGAAGUGACGGUUCCGAGCCAUCUUCUAUCUCCAAAGCUGGCAAUAUGAUACAACAACAGAUUGCCCAACCGACAGCGGAGAUGGGUGUUCCAGUUCAGAUUGUUGCAGCAUUGUGCUUACUUAGCUUUUUACUUGCGUACUUUUUCUUCUAAAGAUUUCCUUUUCCCCUUUUCGUUCUUUCCUUUUGCGGCUUAUAAUUAUCUCGGAGCAUGUUUCUUCCCCCUUUUACCCUCUUCUUUUCAAGAGCUUCUAUGCUUUACUCUGAUUCUUUUCUUGUCUGGCUACCCUUGUUUUUUGUCUCUACGUGUGUUGAUACAGCACGUACAUGUUGGAAGUUUUGCUUUCCUUUUAUAUGGCUUAUUGAUUCAUACAGCGUACGCAAUGCAUAAUGCAUUCUUCUUCGACUUUCCUAUGUUUGUCCAAUACAUCCGAAUUUAGCAAUGAAUCAGUGGAUUCGGUCUAUCAAUAUCUAAU